Acinonyx jubatus (cheetah) is the source of this 9011-nucleotide messenger RNA. RefSeq lists its product as uncharacterized. NCBI's taxonomy places the organism in Eukaryota, Metazoa, Chordata, Mammalia, Carnivora, Felidae. The record is from RefSeq and is a predicted model, not a curated record. The transcript has 2 exons. Bases 3151 to 4098 code for a protein of 315 amino acids.
UGCCUCCCUUCUUAAAACGACUUCGGUUUUAUAAUUCGUAUUCCUAUCCAGGAGGGUUCUCCCCCUUGAGGCUUUCUUAAUCUUCCUCACCCGAUGAGCUUAACAAUUCAUUCUAAGGUUUCCCCAGAUCUUGGGAACAGGUGCGGAGCUUGGAAAGGCGCGGCUGCUUUGGUGAGUGGUGUGGAGGGUGGAAGCCCGUGUCCGGGUGGCCCCUUCCUCCUACCAGCCCAGGCCCUUGCCCUUGGGGCCUCCGCUAACUGCUUCUCUAUGACGGGUGGUGGUUUGGGAACGGGGGUGAAAAUCUGCCCCGACUGGCUAGUCUUGCCGAUUCGGUGUCUUCUGCUACGGAAAGGUCUAGAAUCCAGCUGCACACACUAGCAUCCUACUGGCUGGCCCCAGAUGUCUGAUCCUAAGAGGGUCACAGGGUCCCAGCCACCCACCCCGCCUGACAGUGGAGGUACGGAGCUGAGGUCCCCCAGCCACCCCCCGCAGUGUGGCCCAGCUUGAGACCAGGAGCCCGGGUUGGAACAAGGCCUGCCUCCUCAGUGGCUGCGUGACCCCUGCUCUUGCUUUGCGCUCGAAGGUACCCAAUCUGGCAGAGUCCUGUCCCGGGGCCCACUGAGUGUCCCUCUCGACGGCGCGCUCCUAGAGGGCAGAGCUGGUGUCCCAUGCGUGCGUGUCCCCAGCACCCAGCCCCGGGGGCUGACAGAAAAGCUGCCUGGGGAGACAUUCAGUGGUUGACCAGAAGGACAGCACGACAGACAACAGCUGGGAGUCUUGGGUCCACAUCACCCAGGCCACCUGCCAAGGAAAACUGGAACCUGCAGCCAGCCCCACACCCACUUGUCCUGUUUCCUUUCUUUACAAAACAGGAUCACGCUGUACAUGCUCAUUAGCCUGUUUUUGUUUUGUUUUGUUUUCCCCUCACUUAAUAUGGGAUGAGAACUUGCCAACAUCAUGACGUUUUUUGAAAAUACGGUUGAUAAAUGAAUACUGUUCUGUCUCUGGAUUUGCCGCACUGGGCUCGCACCACCCCCUUCCUUUUGGGAGGUAAUUCGCCUACCAUCGUCACUGUCAAAUGGAAUCUCAGUAAGCAUCCUGGCAGCUGAAUGGUUCCCAGGGAAUGUGGUCCUGUCGUCAUUACGCUCCUGUCGUGAGUGUCCUUUAGACCGACUGACAGGUCAUCGCUGCUGACAGGAGAGUCCGGUGGGGUUUUUAUUGGACCACCUCACGGAGCAUGGGGUAGCCUGUGUGGCCUUUCAAGUGAUCCCCUCGGGGUUUCACGGCGUCCAGCGGCGUCUCCAUCGAGUGGCGACUGUCUGCCUCCAGAACAGAUGCGGUGCGCCACCCAGGCUCCCGUCCGGGGCCCAAGCGCUCACUGACCCGGCGCUGGGGGCGUCGGUGGCCGACCCUCUCGGGCAGUUCUGCAGAUGAAGGCACCGUCUCACCGCGGCCCUGCUUCCUUCCCUGUGGCUGCAUACACGCAAGGGCUGGUCCACACGGGGUGACCCCAGAGCCCCCCGCGGGACUGCCCGGCCUGGAGACUGUGACCACACCGGCUUCUCCCUGACCAGUCCUGCUCCCUUCCCUCCCCGCCGGUGUUGACCUGGAGACCGCUUCCCAGUAAACGUCUCGCAGGCGAACCUUCGUCGCAGAGUCUGCGUCCCGGGGAUGGUGGCCUGUGACCAUCUGUCCCAUCAUUCAGACCUUGUGGCCUCCUUUUACUCGAGCUUCCGGAACUUCCCAAUGUUAUUUACUUUUUCAUUUAUAUUUUGUUUUUUUAAUUUACAUCCAAAUUAGUUAGCAUAUGGUGCAACAAUGGUUUCAGGAGUGGAUUCCUUAGUGCCCCUCCCCCAUUGAGCCCCUCCCCCUCCCACAAUCCCUCCUGUAACCCUCAGUUUGGUCUCCAUAUUUAUGAGUCUCUUCUGUUUUGUCCCCCUCCCUGUUUUUAUAUUAGUUUUGUUUCCCUUUCUUUAUGUUCAUCUGUUUUGUCUCUUAAAGUCCUCAUAUAAAUGAAGUCAUGAUUUUUGUCUUUCUCUGACUCAUUUCACUUAGCAUAAUACCCUCCGCUUCCAGCCACAUAGUUGCAAAUGGCAAGAUUUCAUUCUUUUUGAUCGCCGAGUAAUACUCCAUUGUGUAUAUGUAUCACAUCUUUAUCCACUCAUCCAUCGAUGGACAUUUGGGCUCUUUCCAUCCUUUGGCUCUUGUGGAUCGUGCUGCUAUAAACACGGGGGUGCCUGUGUGCCUUCGAAACAGCACCCCUGUAUCCCGUGGAUAACUGCCUAGUAGCGCGAUUGCUGGGUCGUAGGGUAGUUCUAUUUUUAAUUUUUGAGAACCUCCACACUGUUUUCCAGAGCGGCUGCACCAGUUUGCAUUCCCACCAGCAGUGGGAAAAGGGUUCCUCUUUCUCUGCAUCCUCGCCAUCAUCUGUUGUUGCCCGAGUUGUUAGUUUUAGCCAUUCUGACGGGUGUGAGUGGUAUCUCACUGUGGCUUUGAUUUGCAUUUCCCUGAUGAUGAGUGGUGCUGAGCAUCUUUUCACGUGUCGGUUGGCCAUCUGGAUGUCUUCCUGGGGAAGGUGUCUAUUCAUGUCUUUUGCCCAUUUCUUCACUGGAUUAUUUGUUUCUUGGGUGUUGAGUUUGAUAAGUUCUUUGUAGAUUUUGGAUGCUAACCCUUUAUCUGACGUGUCAUUUGCAAAUACCUUCUCCCAUUCCGUGAGUUGCCUUGUAGUUUUGCUGAUUGUUUCCUUCACCGUGCAGAAGAAGCUUUUUAUUUCGAUGAGGUCCCAACAGUUCAUUUUUGCUUUUGUUUCCCUUGCCUCCGGAGACGUGUUGAGUAGGAAGUUGCUGCGACCAAGGUCAAAGAGGCUUUUGCCUGCUUUGUCCUCGAGGAUGUUGAUGGUGUCCUGUCUUACGUUUAGGUCUCUCAUCCGUGUUGAGUUUAUUGUUGGGUCUGGUGUGAGAAAGUGGUCCAGGUUCAUUCUUCUGCAAGUCGAUGUCCAGUUUUCCCAGCACCGUUUGCUGAAGAGACUGUCUCUAUUCCAUUGGAUGUUCUUUCCCGCUUUGUCAAGGGUGAGUUGGCCAUACGUUUGCGGCUCCAUUCUGGGUUCUGUAUUCUGUUCCGUUGCUCUGAGUGUGUGUUUUGUGCCACCCGAUGCCAUUUGCUGCUACUGCUGUCCUCCGUCUUGCUCCUGACUUUCACGGGAAGCGUAACUGCCAGGCUGUCCCGGGUGUGUACUGUGUGGUCGGUGCCGUGCCGCCUCCCGUGACUCCGUCCACGUCCCCUCCGCAGCCCGAGGCAGUGCUGGUGUUCUCACAGCACCUGACGGGCAGAGACGGGGGUCCAGAGCGGGCGAGUCACUGUCCACCGCCACGCGGCUGGAAGCGCCAUUCCCGCCACCUGGACCUGGUCGCCGGAUCCCUCUUUGCCUGCCUCCUCGCCACUGUCUGUCUAGUCUCUCACCUCUACCUGCUGCAGCUCCCGUGUGGCGCGGGCCGUUGUCCCGGCCACCGCCGGGUCUGUGUCAGACCCUCCCUCUUCAGCUCCAGGCACAGGACGGGAAAGACCACCAGCAGCGCGCGCGCACACACACACACACACACACACACACACACACACUACUGGACAUAUGGACACAAGCAUUUGAAUGUAAUAAAGGGACCAUCCCGCAGAUUGGAAAUGAAGACAUCUCAACUGCGAAAGGCAGUGGUAACUGGGAGCCGUGUGCGUCUCCCAGCGAGUGGGGCCUGGAAGGUUUCCAGCCUCUUGCCUGCACUUGUGGCCGGAGGCCAGCUGCCCACCAUGCCCGGGGCCGCAGCUCAGCACCCGGGGGUCCAGGAGGCACCCCACACGGUGCGCGGCCCAGAGCGAGCGGGUCAGGGCCAAGCGUGCCCCCCGGGAGGACCCACGGGGACCACGGGAACCAUCGUGGCCGGGCUUCUCCGCCGGAGCCCAGGGGCAGCGAGGCCCCGCAGGUGCGCGGUCCCUGCACCUGCCUCCCCCUCCUGCCGCCCACUCCCGAGGACGCUCACCACCUCCGCGCGGGCUACAAGCUUUUCUCUAUCCUCCCUCGAUCUCUCUCUGGCGAACGUCAUCACUUAGUACUUGUUGACUUGUUUGGAUUAUGGUAGCGUCUGUAGUUCAGGGUAGUAUGCAUAGCGUAAACUUAGAAAAUCUAGAAUAUGUAAAAGAUUAAAACUCCGCACGUUCGCCACCCGGAGAAACAUAGUUAACAUUUCUAUAUAUUCCCUCCUAGCCUUUUUUCACUUGCACACACACACUCGAGCACAGGCACACACACGAGCACGUACAGGCACGUAUGCAUCCGCUCUUACAAAUGUGGGUUGUUAAAGGUAAACCUUAGAAUGAAACAAAAUUGCGUUAGAAUUCUUAUAAGAAUUUAAUUAAUCCUAUAAACGUCUUUGGGAAAAAAAAUGCACAUCACUGUGAUGCUCACUCAUCCAUUCUGGGAACAGAUUACAGUCCUCCAUUCAUUUACAUCCUAUUUUCGGUCCCAUAUGAAGUUUGUAUUUUUAUCCACAUUGGUGCCAUUUUUUUUUUCUUUUUUUUUGUAAACGUAUUUGAGAGGGAGAGAGAGUGUGCGCGCCAGGAGGGGAGGGACCGAGAGAGAGGAGAGAGAGAAUCCCAAGGAGGUUCUGGGCUCUCCGUGCAGAGCCUGACCUGGGGCUCAAGCUCGCCAACCCUGAGAUCGACCCUCAGAUCGUGAUCUGAGACGAAACCAAGAGUUCGACGUUUAACCAGCCGAGUCACCUGAUGCCCCCACAUGGGUGCCAUUUUUAAAACAGGUGCCAUUUUUUUCUUAUCGCCAAUGACACACAUUUCUUUUUUCUCCCCGAUGGGUUUUGCACGGGCUGUAUUAGAGAGACUGAUGCUGCAUUAUUUUUUAUGCUGCCAUUGUAUGAUAUCUUAAUUUUUUUUUAACAAGUUUUAAAGUUGAUCCUCUUGGAUUUUCGUAUAAUCUUAUCCCCGGCAAAUAAGAGUAUUAUCCACGACUUUCUAACAUUGCGUAGCUUUGUCUUCUUCCCCUGCUGCACGAACAAAGGCCGGGAGGAGACCCUUCACAUGCCUGUCCUCCCGCUGGGAAAUUCCCACUGAGAGGGGCAGAGCCUGAAACCACAAGAUUAAACUGGUCCCCGACGGUUGUCUGGCUGGCAGACCCCACGGUGUGGCUUGCCCAGGCCCUGGCAUCCAGUGCCAUCUGGCUUGUCGCUGGUCUUCACCAGGAGCCAUUGGAAACCCAUCACUGUCCCGUGGGGCUGGUUCUCGGGCAGCGUGGCUGCUCCCCCUUUUCCCCUACCCCAGCCUCUGCUCCUGAGAUCUCCCCACCCCAGUGGGCAGGCUCCUGGGGGCAGGAAGCAGCUUGUGACCCUAACUAUCUCCCACAGCCUCCCUGAACCCCCAGGUGACCGAUCGACCCCCGCAUCACAAACGGCUCUGUGGACUUGACCCUGGUACCUCUGUCAGGCGUCCUUCCCUAGGCUCCAUGGCUUCUGGGUGUAGCUGUGGAGACUUCUGGAUUCCAAACAGCAGUGUGUCCCUAGAAACCUGUUGGUCACACCCCAAGUGCCACAAUCAAACUGAUCAAAACUGCCAGCCCUCUCAGGUGAUAGAUCAGCAUUUUCUUUUUCUUUAAAAAAAAAGUAUUUUUCACGUUUAUUUAGUUUUGGGAGAGAGAGACAGACAGACAGAGUGCGAGUGGGGAAGGGACGGAGGGGGAGACCCAGAUCUGAAGCAGGUUCCAGGCUCCGAGCUGUCAGCACAGAGCCCGGGACUUAGACUCACGAACUGUGAGAUCAUGACCUGAGCCGGAGCUGGACGCUCAAUGGACUGAGCCCCCCAGGCGCCCCAGAUCAGCAUUUUCAAUGAUGGGAAAGGCUCGUGUGAUUUGCCCGUGAGUCUCCAAUGGCCACCCGGGGCUCAGGACAUCUGCUACGGCCUCCACCUGUAGGGAAAAGCCAUUAAUGGCUGAGGCAGGGCAUUGAGCUGGGCUUUUCCUCUUGCAGCUAAAACUCACACACGAGAAAAAAAGGCAGUGAAUAAACUAUAUAUUCUGGAUUCAGACGGCUGCUGACAAGCCUUGAGCGCCCACGCCCGAAGGGAUUACACGUGCCCUUCCUUCUACCAGGACCAGAAGCUUGCGCAGCCUGGCUGGUUCUUCACCAAACUUGGUUUCUCUUCUUCCUGCACCAAAAGCUCCCUUUCCCACUGGGUGGGAAGCGUCUUCCACGCUCCCUCUCCUUCUGCCAGUUUGACCAGGGCCCAUGGUCAAGGCGCCCUUGGAAACCGAGUAGUGCCAUGGGCGGUAGCAUCCAAUGGAGGGAGCCCGGGCCCGAGUCACUGUUUGGGGGAGGGCCGCCCGGAUCGCCACAGGAUGUGGCGAAGAAGAAAGCGUGCAUCGGAGCAGUGACUGUGACUGCCACCCCCUCCCUGGGGGCAUCACCAGCAGAGGUGGGCAGAUGGGAGCGGAGUCAGGUGGCCAGGGUGGAGUGAGCAUGCCUUCUUCCCCUGAGUGGCCCCAACAUGGGGGUCAUUGUGGCCUGGCGAGGCCGAGUGAGGUCCAGUCAAGAGAAGGCCUCGCCAGGCCUCCACCAGGCCUCCAGAGAGCUCUAGCCAGCCCCACGGAGAAGGAAGGGGACAAGGUCCCAAACUGUGUCUGAGCUGAACAUUCUUUAGAAACAAACAGAGCCCAGUCUUAACCACCAAGAGACUGUUCUGCAGACAAAAAUGACAAGAAAAUCUUGGAAGCAGGGGGGGUCCGGCAGAUCCCACUCAGAUCAGGGGUUGGGAAGAAAUGAAAUUGUUUCUGUUUAUAUUCCUAACAAGUUGAGACUCUUCGAUAAACCAGUUACACGUAAUUUACUUACGUUAUGAAAAAAAAAAAAACCCUCAUAAAGCUAUAAAAUAAGAAAAUAGGAAAAGCAGAGAAAAACACUGGUAUUCUCAAUCCUAAAGGAGGUUUGAGGACACGAAAAUCACCAAGUCAGAGUGAUGCUGCCCCGAGCAUUUCAGCUGCCUGGAGUGGUUUAGAAGAACCUUCGGAAUCUGAAUAAGAAAAACAAACACAAUAGCCCAUUGACUGUGUACCUGCUGUAUGCCAGGUGCUGUUCUAGAAGCUGAAGAGGUAACGGUAAGACAGAGGCACUGUCCCAUUGGAAUACUCAUUCUUAUGAGAGAAGAAUAAUAAAGCCACCUGCUUAUCAUAUUAGGGAAGGAGGGUAGAUGUGGUCUCUCCCAGUGGAGAAUCUCUCCAUAUGGUCUCUCCAUAUCCGAGUGGAGGCCCAAGGAAGGUGAAGGGGGCUCAGACUCAAACUUGGUCGAGGAAUCAAAGAGGAAAAGUUAUUAAAAUCAGUGUUUAGUCUUUAUUUUAAUGUUUAUUAAUUUUUGAGAGAGAGAGAGAAUGCCAAGCAGGUCCUUACUAGAGGACCAACACGGGGGUAGAACUCACUAACCUUGAGACCAUGAUCUGAGCCAAAGUUGGACUCUCAACCGACUGAGCCGCCCGGGUGCCCCUAAAAUCUGUGUUUAGUCCUAAGAUCAAUAGCAUCUUAGACUCAAGGAAAUAGUUGUUAUUUUUUUUCCAGGUUGGGGAUUACACUGAAUAUACAAUUUUGUGUCCUUCAUAAAAUUGACCUCAUAUGAUGCAUGUUUUAUCAUGUUGUUAAAAAUGUUAUUUGCAGCUAAGCUAAGGAUUUCAUAAUGUUUCAUUACAUGGAGGUAUGUAACUUUCAUAGCUAUUCUUCCCUGGCUUGUGAUAUAUAUUCAUUUUUUUAAAAAUUGAGAUAUAAAUUUACGUGCAGUGAUACAGAUAGAAUUUACAUACAGAACCUAAAUUCAUUCUUUGAUAUGUUUUGACAAAUGUCUCUCCCAUAUAACCACCACCAAAAUCAAGACGGAGAAUUUCCAUCACUCCAGAGAGUUCCCCGUGCCUUCUCCCAGAUGGUCUCUUCUCAUCUCUGCCACCGCUCUUUCAAUUUCUGCGCCCACGGAUUGGCUUGGACUGUUCUGCAACUUAAUAUACACAUGGACUCCUAGAGCGUGCGCUCUUUUGUAUCCAGGCUUCUUCUGCUCGUCACGUUGUAUUUGAGAUUCAUCCAUGUUGGCAUCAUACGUUAGUGGUUCAUUCUUGCUUAUUGCUGAUUAGUGCUCCAUUCUACGGGUAGACCAUGUUCAUGGACAUCUAGGCCAUUUCCAGGUUGAGCAAACAUGAAUGAAGUUGCUGUGAGCAGUUCCUUAGAAGUCUUUUUGUGCACCUGUGCUUCCAUUUCUCUUGGGUAAAUACCCAGGAGCUGAAUCGCUGGGUCAUAGGUGAGGUGUAUCAAGUAUAAGAAACGGCCAGCCUUUCUGUUGGUGUUAGCUGUGUAUGAGAGUUCAUGACGAUGUACCUUUCUGUCUUCGCUUCGUACUGCCACUCAUUUCUAAUCUCAGCCUUUCUGGUGGGCGUUUAAUCGCAUCUCAUAAUGGCUUUAGUUUGCAUUUCCUUGAUUUCUAAUGAUGCUAAGCAUUUUUUUUUUGGUACCAGCCAUUGGUAUAUCUUCCUUUCCCCCCAACAUUUUAUGAAAAAUUCCCAACAUACAUAGAAGUUGGGAAAAAAAACUGUGUAGUAAACAUCCAUGUGUCCACCAACUAGAUUCUAUCAGUAACAUUUUGCUACAUUUCCUGUAUCGCAUAUCCAUCCAUCCAUCCUUCUCCCCAUCCUUGAUAGAUCUCUUGAAUGUGUAGCAAAGUAGGUUAAAGAUAUGAGUACACUUCACUCCAAAGGACCUGAGAAUGCAUGUCACCAACUAGACUUCAGUAUCUGUUUACAGUUCUUUGCUUCUGGGGGGUUAAUUCACAGACAAUGAAAGCAUCGGUCUUAGGUCCACGGUUUAGCGGGUUUUGAAAAAUGCACACACAGCUGUCAGCCAAGCCCCUAUCAAGAUACAGAACAUCACCAGCCAGAAAUUUCCCUAGUGCUCUACCCACCCCACCCCAACCCCAGUUCAAAAAACUUGUCA